Molecule: messenger RNA, 1603 nt
Organism: Arachis duranensis
Lineage: Eukaryota; Viridiplantae; Streptophyta; Magnoliopsida; Fabales; Fabaceae
Product: N-glycosylase/DNA lyase OGG1
Exons: 4
Coding region: 119-1303 (394 amino acids)
Biological process (GO): base-excision repair; base-excision repair, AP site formation; nucleotide-excision repair
Cellular component (GO): nucleus
Molecular function (GO): 8-oxo-7,8-dihydroguanine DNA N-glycosylase activity; damaged DNA binding
Source: RefSeq, a predicted model, not a curated record
ACCUGACUCGAUCCAUUGCUGUAUAACCGUUAACUGCUUCCUCUGAAUCCCCUCGGAACAACAGAGGAAGGGAGAAAAAGAAAAAGGAGUGACAUUGAAGCUGAAGGUGAGAGAGCGCAUGCACACGAUCAAUUUCAAGCUCAAUUUCAAUUUGAGACGAAUCAUUGUCAUGAAGCCAAAAAAAUCCCCAAACGCAAAACCUCCAUCGCCGCCUCCAACUCCACAAAUCAAAACCCUCCACAGAACCCGCCGCUCCAUCGUCAAACCACCAAUAGCAUCAUCCAUUCCGAAACCCUUACAAUCCAAUCCCAACUGCGAGUGGGUCCCACUCAAUCUCACGCGCCAAGAACUCUCGCUCCCGCUCACCUUCCCCACCGGUCAAACCUUCCGCUGGAAAAACACCGGCCCCAAUCAAUUCACUGGCGUUGUUUCCUCCCACCUAGUUUCCCUCAAGCACCUCCAAAACGGCGACGUUUCAUACUGCCUCCAUUCAACACACGCCCACCACCACCACCACUGCCGUCAGGCCAUGGAGGCACUCCUCGAUUUUCUAAACGCCGGCGUUUUGCUCUCCAACCUCUGGAAUGUGUUCUCCGAAUCCGAUGUCAGGUUCGCCCAGCUGGCGGAGCACCUCGGCGGCGCCAGGGUGCUCCGACAAGACCCGUUUGAGUGCUUGAUCCAAUUCCUGUGUUCAUCGAACAACAACAUUGGGAGGAUUACCAAGAUGGUGGAUUACAUUUCCUCUUUGGGGACAUACUUGGGCACUGUUGAGGGAUUCAAGUUCCAUGCUUUUCCCACUUUAGAGCAGCUCUCCUUGGUCUCGGAGGAACAGCUUAGAAAAGCUGGUUUUGGUUACAGGGCAAAGUAUAUAGUUGGGACAGUGAGUGCUUUGCGAUUGAAACCAGAAGGAGGCGAAGAAUGGCUUAGAUCUCUGCGUGAGUUGGAUCUGGAAGAAGUUAUAUGUGCACUUUGUACAUUGCCUGGGGUGGGUCCUAAGGUGGCUGCUUGCAUUGCUCUAUUCUCCCUUGAUCAGCAUCAUGCCAUUCCUGUUGACACCCAUGUCUGGCAGAUUGCUACGAGGUACCUCUUACCUGAGCUUGCAGGUUCCCGGUUGACGCCUAAGCUCUGUGAUCGUGUUGCGGAGGCUUUUGUAACCAAAUAUGGUAAAUAUGCUGGCUGGGCCCAGACUCUUCUAUUUAUAGCAGAAUUACCUUCACAAAAGGCCCUCCUCCCUUCACAUUUGUGGACUAUUGAGCAGCGCAACCAUGGAAAGAAGGAAGAUAGUGAAGAGGAAGUUGGUUAAGGAAGCAAUUGUAGUCUUUCGGUCCCAAAUUUUCUGGUUACUUUUUCGGGGAUUCUUCCAUGGAGUACAAGCGGUCAUUAGUAUCAGAAACCUUGCUAUUAAUUUCAAUUUGACUCCGCUGUAAGGCUGCAAUUUCUACUUGGAAUCUUCAGAGUUCAUCAGUAUCCACAAUCUCUCAAUGAAAGCACCAAUGAUAGAUUAGAGAAUGUGUAAUAGGAUUUUUUUAGGAAUUUUUAUAAUGGGAGAAGGAAGUAUACUGAAUUAGUAUUUUGGUACUAUUGAAUAGGAUGAAUGAAAAGG